CUCCUUCAAAGCCGCCUGAGUGGACAUCCGUCUCACGCGCGAUGGCCGACUCGCCGCAGGAGGGCAACCAGUGUCGUAUAUGCUUCGACGGUGAGGACCCCGAGCUGGGACGACUCAUUCGGCCUUGUCUCUGCAAGGGAUCCAUCAGUCAUGUUCACGUUAAGUGCCUGCAUCGGUGGCGCAACUCGUCAGCGAACCGUAGUACAUUCUACUCAUGCACCCAGUGUGGUUACAAGUACCAUUUCGCUCGCACCCGCGUUGUGGGGAUUGCGACCAAUCCAGUCGUAGUCGCUGCAGUUUCGUCUCUCCUAUUCACUAUCCUCGUCCUGUGCUGCUCUUUCAUCACAACUUCACUGUUGCCAGACGAUGAGAGGGAGACAACAACAUACUUGUAUGGGGUCUACUCGCCAGUCGAUGUCAUUCAGGGACUAGUGCGGGCAACCGUUAACACUUUCGUUGAUGAUAAGCUGCUCGACGAUACCAUCCUCUCGAAGGGGCCGCCCUCUUCUCAUAUACGCGCUCCUGGAAAGCCUCCAGGCCUUCUGAAACGGCUUGUGCGCCGUUUCCUCCUCGGCUUACCUGUCGUCGGGGCAGGCUCGAUUGCUCACAUGCUCCUGUCUAUACCUUUGCCAUUCCAUUGGGUCAGACUCAGGACAAUCAAUCGCGGGCGAGACUCGAGGGAUAUUAUGGCUCUGAUAAUUGUCACUGUGGUAUUGAUUGGUGCUGCUAGAGCACUGUACAAAGUGUACCGACUGACCGAGAGACUCACGCAGCGUCUUCUACUACGCGCAGAGGACGCAAUCCUCGAAGUCGCUUAACCUAUGAACAUCAAAGUCCUGUAUUAUAUUUAUGUUGCUGUCGUUCUUGCUGUUUUCUGGAAAUUCUUGUACUAAAUCUGCUUCCCUGGAGCUACAUAUCAUACUCAUCACAAUUGCACAUCC
This is a messenger RNA of Postia placenta MAD-698-R-SB12, 941 nucleotides long. RefSeq lists its product as hypothetical. The transcript has 4 exons. Gene Ontology annotation, molecular function: zinc ion binding. NCBI's taxonomy places the organism in Eukaryota, Fungi, Basidiomycota, Agaricomycetes, Polyporales, Adustoporiaceae. The record is from RefSeq and is a predicted model, not a curated record. The coding region runs from base 42 to 818 and encodes 258 amino acids.